CAAAGAGCAGGAUAGUUGCUGUCAUUCUUCUUCUGUCUCUUUCCAUUCUCGCCGGGUUUUGGUUUCGCGAUCUGCCGAGCUGAGUUCUGUAAGUGGGUUUCCUUCAUAGUUGCUUCUUCUUCUUCUUUUUCAAGAGGAAAGACCCUUAAAGACAAGAGGGAAAGAAAAAUGGGGAAGGACAUCAGAUACUUCGAGCUGAACACCGGAGCGAAAAUCCCUUCGGUUGGACUGGGGACAUGGCAGGCUGAUCCUGGGCUCGUGGGCAAUGCCGUAGAGAUUGCUAUCAAGCAUGGAUACCGGCAUAUCGAUUGUGCGAGGCUUUACGGAAAUGAAGCAGAGAUUGGAGUUGCUUUGAAGAAAUUGUUUGAAGAUGGUGUGGUUAAAUGGGAGGAUUUGUUCAUUACCUCCAAACUCUGGAAUUCUGAUCAUGCACCAGAGGAUGUGCCGCUGGCUUUCGAAAGAACUUUACAGGACUUGCAGCUUGACUAUGUAGAUUUAUACCUGAUUCACUGGCCAGUACGGAUAAAGAAGGGAUCUAAGGAAUUCGAGCAACCUGACAUACCGAGCACAUGGAGGGCGAUGGAAGCGCUAUAUGAUUCUGGCAAGGCACGGGCCAUCGGAGUCAGCAAUUUCUCCACCAAGAAGUUGGCGGAUCUGUUGGAGAUCGCGCGAGUGCUUCCGGCCGUCAAUCAGGUGGAAUGUCAUCCUAUGUGGCAGCAGAAGAAGCUGCGCGAAUUUUGCAAAUCCAAAGGCGUUCACCUCUCUGGUUACUCUCCACUGGGAUCUCCAGGCACACCAUGGCUCAAGAGCGACAUCCUGAAGCACCCGGUGCUGACCACGGUUGCGGAAAAGUUGGGAAAGACGCCUGCGCAGGUUGCUCUGAGGUGGGGUCUUCAGAUGGGUCAUAGCGUGCUCCCGAAAAGCACUAACGAGAAACGAAUCAAAGAGAACUUCGACGUCUUCGACUGGUCUAUCCCGGACGACUUGCUUGCCAAGUUUUCCGAGAUCCCGCAGGCGAGGCUAAUUAGAGGAGCCGAUUUUGUCCAUGAGACUAGGAGUCCAUACAAGACUCUUGAGGAGCUAUGGGAUGGCGAGAUCUAGGCAUGGAAAAACAGAGGAUUUAAGCAGAGAGGAGGAGGGACAAGUUGAUCAUCUCUGAGAUUAUUCAAAUAAAUCGCAGUUUGUGUACGAGUUUUGUAUUGCGGGCUCUAUAAUAACUAGGGUGACAUUGGUGGUGGGGGCAGAUUUGUGUUGGUUUGCAGUUAAAUUUUCAUUGGAAAAUUUCCCGAACUACAAUUUAGUAGAUCUCA
Molecule: messenger RNA, 1310 nt
Organism: Eucalyptus grandis
Lineage: Eukaryota; Viridiplantae; Streptophyta; Magnoliopsida; Myrtales; Myrtaceae
Product: aldo-keto reductase family 4 member C10
Exons: 7
Coding region: 169-1101 (310 amino acids)
Cellular component (GO): cytosol
Molecular function (GO): aldose reductase (NADPH) activity
Source: RefSeq, a predicted model, not a curated record